CUGACCAUCCCCGCAUCCUGCCUGCCACCCUCACUUCUGAGCGCCUCCUACUCUCACUUCCUCCAGUUACGUCCCAGCCAACCGGGAGUAUUCUCGCUGCUGGAAUACAUUAAAUUGCAGCGGUGUGGGUAGAGCGCGCCCUGAAUGCCAUUCACACAUCCCGCGCGCAGGGGAGCUCGGUCACCGUCAGAAUCAUCGGCGGAUCUCCGUGCGCUCUGCGUGCGCCCCGAGCGCACUAGAACCGUCUCCAAUCAAACACUGCACGAGUUAGAGGACGGCUGCUUACCCCGCUUCAGUGGACUUUGCUCAUUUGUUCAUUAGGAAGACGCGUUAAAAUAAUUAGCACACCUGGAAGAGCCGAGUCUCUUAAGUCUCACAUCAGCGACUCACUUGGAGAGGACUCACAGAAGCCUCGCUUCUGACCGUCUUGGGAGGUUUUCAGCUGGAAACAUAACGCAUUUUUUUUAAGGGAGGAGGAGAUCAGGCUUCAGCUGUUUAGUUCAACUUGCGCAGUCUUUUUUUCUUCUUUUUUUCGUUUUUUUGCGCGCAACCUUUCUCCAAUGCCCCCCGGUGUAUGCGCACAGCAGAACAGAACUUCACGAUCCUAUGAGGGGAUUUUGCGGAGAUUGAUUCCGAGCAGUCACGGACCAAAAAGACUUACAGAAUAAGGACUCAUUAGGAGUGCAAGGAGAAUGAAGAGUCACCGGGGCCGGGGCAAACACCAUGAGUGGCCCGUGGACCUCCACUAGACUGACGGCCCUCAUGUUUCUAUGGAAGUGGUUGACAUUAAGCCUGCUCCUAAGCUGGUUGUCAGGGGGGGCCAGUGCCGCGGACUCUGCCGGCGCUGGCUUCAGUGGCUCAAAUGGACCCCUGGGCUGGCUCCUGUCGGAGAAGGGUCCUUUUCACAACUCGCAGGAGUUUGUUGAUUUCACAGAGCGCUACCAGCAGGGAUUCACCACCAAGUACAAAAUAUACAGGGAAUUUGGCCGUUGGAAGGUGAACAGCUUGGCCCUGGAGAGACAAGAAAACAAUGGCUUUUCGUUGCCGCUGGACCCAGAGUUCCUCCAGACCAUUAGGCAGCUGGGCAGGAGGCCCAGUCUCAGGGCCAUCACUGACAACCUCAUCAGGAAAUACGGAACCCACUUCCUGCUCUCCGCAAUGCUGGGAGGGGAAGAGUCCUUAAUGAUCUUUGUGGACAAGAGAAAGUUGAGUCGGACGUCUGAAGCCAGUGAAUCCAACGGCACAGCUGUGACGCUGGAAGCUCUGCACCAGCUGGCUGCCUCCUACUUCAUUGACAGAGAGAGCACCUUGCACAAGCUGCACCACAUCCAGAUCGCUUCCACUGCCAUCAAGGUAAACGCUUUCUUCUCCACUGGGCUUCUCUUGAAGACAAUAACACAAUUAGUUUAUGCCAG
Molecule: messenger RNA, 1415 nt
Organism: Poecilia latipinna (sailfin molly)
Lineage: Eukaryota; Metazoa; Chordata; Actinopteri; Cyprinodontiformes; Poeciliidae
Product: BMP/retinoic acid-inducible neural-specific protein 3-like
Exons: 4
Biological process (GO): cellular response to retinoic acid; negative regulation of mitotic cell cycle; nervous system development
Cellular component (GO): neuronal cell body; dendrite; cytoplasm
Source: RefSeq, a predicted model, not a curated record